GCAAAAGCAAGCCGCGCGUCGCAGUGCAUCAGCCUCGCACGCCGCCAUGGAGUCCGUCGUCGCGUCCCUGACGGACCCGGAGCGUCCGACGUUCCUCCACGGCAUGACGCCGCCGCUGGACAGCACGUCCGUGGGCGACGCGCAGGUCAUCGCGGACAAGUUCAUCGCGCGGUCGCGGAACCUCGCGAGCGACGGCUUCAUCGUCUACGACAUCCAGGACGAGCCGAGCCGGUCGGGCGCGUCGCGGCCCUUCCCCUUCCGCCAGCUCAUGGACUCGAGCACCUACGCCGCGCUCGUGUCGCGGUCGAGCGGCAAGCCCUGCGUCGUCUACAAGUGCUGCGACGACGAAAACUUCGAGCAGUGGCUCGAAACGGCCGCGGACCAGCACGGCCACGACGCCAUCAACGUCGUCGGCCGCCCCUCCGCCGACGCGCCGCCCAAGGGCCCGUCGAUGCGCGAGGCCAUGGCCUUGGUCAACGCCUCGAAGGCCGCCUUCGGCUGCGUCUGCAUCCCCGAGCGCCACACGGACGACUACGCGAAGAGCCGGGGCAAGGCCGCGCCGGGCGAGCACGAGAACAUGCUCCGCAAGCACAAAGCGGGCGCGCAAUGGUUCAUCUCCCAGGCGGUCUACGACGCGGGGCCGACGAUCCGGCUCCUGCGCGACUACGGCGCCGCGUGCCGGGCCCGGGGCCUGGCGCCGCGCAAGGUCGUGCUCACCUUCGCGCCCUGCGGCCGCGCGAAGACCAUGGUCUUCCUCAAGUGGCUCGGCGUCCGCGUGCCCGAGGACGCGGAGAAGCGCAUCCUGGACGCGGAGUCGCCCGUCGACGAGUCGGUGACUUUGCUCUGCGAGCUCUUCUCGGAGAUCCUCGACAAGACGCGCGGCUGCGGCGUGCCCCUCGGCGUCUCCGUGGAGAGCGUGUCCAUCUUCAAGAAGGAGAUCGAGGCCGUCCACGACCUCUUCCGCAAGACGCAGGCCAUCGCGCUCGACCACCGCGGCAAGGCCUGGAAGGUCACGUGGUCCGAGGCGAGCGCCGCGCCCGCGGCACCCGCGCCCGCGGCCGCGCCGGCGGCGUCCCCCGCCGUCGCGCUCGCCGCGGCCGCGCUCGCCGUCUCCGUCGCCUGCCUCCUCAUCGUCGUCGCGAAGCUCCCCUAGGAAACCUCCCAUCGUAAUCUGUAAGCUACCCCUC
Molecule: messenger RNA, 1187 nt
Organism: Aureococcus anophagefferens
Lineage: Eukaryota; Pelagophyceae; Pelagomonadales; Pelagomonadaceae
Exons: 1
Coding region: 47-1153 (368 amino acids)
Source: RefSeq, a predicted model, not a curated record